This is a messenger RNA of Amoebophrya sp. A120, 180 nucleotides long. NCBI's taxonomy places the organism in Eukaryota, Dinophyceae, Syndiniales, Amoebophryaceae. The record is from the annotation of a GenBank genome assembly.
GUAGUGCAGGUUCGCAAGGCCAGCUGCAUCAGAAAUCCAUCUGCUCAUCCUGUUUGCAGUAUUACAAAUUCCAAAACACGACUAACAAUGCCUCUCCUGGCGAUGCGCAUUACAAAUGUUCCCGUCAUUGCAAAUCUGCAUGACAACUCUGGUGUGGGGACGUUUUUACUCAGGAUAUGA